Wasmannia auropunctata (little fire ant) is the source of this 1158-nucleotide messenger RNA. RefSeq lists its product as uncharacterized. Gene Ontology annotation, molecular function: DNA binding. The transcript is spliced from 2 exons. The coding region runs from base 16 to 963 and encodes 315 amino acids. The record is from RefSeq and is a predicted model, not a curated record. Lineage: Eukaryota; Metazoa; Arthropoda; Insecta; Hymenoptera; Formicidae.
GGCUCGAUCGCCAUCAUGGAGAGCGUUACGGAAUGGCCAUAUGACAAGGUCCUGCAGCUGAUCGUGAUGUUUCAGCAACGACCAAUGCUGUGGGAUACUCAAUGUGACGCUUACAAGGACCGGCAGAAACGUCACGAGGUCACGCUCGAACUCGCGACACAUUUCAAUGUCGAGAAAGAUGAGAUUGAGCGGAAACUGAAGAAUCUUCAGAGCCAUUUCUAUCGCGAGGUCAAAAAAGAAAAAUCUAAAUCAUCGGUCGGCAAUGGUACGAUCGGAGUUUAUCGCAGUAAAUGGUUCGCCUACCAAGCAAUGAAAUUCUUGGAAGAAAAGAGUAAACCAAGACGAACUCAUAUUCAAGUUGGCAAUAAGACUCUGGCAACACGGCAAAAGCCGACGGCGUCCCGCGUGUCGAUAGCAAAACACUGCAGCGAUAAAAGUCGCUUCAAGAAAUUGGAACACGAGGUGAGAAACUCAUCUUUACGGGAGGUUUCUACGAUCAAAAACGAAAACACUGCAUCUACCGUGAACGAUUUUUUAUAUAUUGAUGCAAAUCAACAAAAUAACCUGGAUAAUAGUCAGAUGGAUUAUUGGGAGGAAAAGUCGAUCAGUAGUCAAGAUCCAAUCGAAUUCGCGAUGCAAACGAAUGAGGCUCAACAACAGCAAUCGCAGCAUAUUCGCAACUUCGAGGACAACCGGCCGAAUGAGAAAGAACUCUCGACUCCUUGCAAACAAGACGUGAAGACGCUGAGAUCCAAGGAUACGAUUGCACCCGCGAUCGACUUUCUCCUCACGGAAUUGAAGGCUCAUGGCUCGAACGAUCCGGAAUUGAUUUUCUAUCGGAGUCUCAUCCCGGAUAUUAUGAAACUCUCCGACAAAAAGCGCAGGCAAUUCAAGGAAGUGGUACUAUGCACGUUGAACAAGCUUCUGGAUGAGGAUGAGAAUGCUUGUCCAAUGAAAAUCUAAGAUCGACCUCACGAAAUUCGACAGGAACGUAUAGAUUUAUAUCGUGUGAUACGAAUUGUCUACGAAAAGCUAUUGCUGAUGAAGAAGAUUCUACGAGGUCUCUCAAGAGUUUCUCUGUCACGGAUCUACAUUGGAAUUUACAUUUCUUUUUUAAUUAUAGAAAUAAAGAUGAUACUUUUACAAUUUGUCUUUAAA